AUGAUCUUCGAACCGGCGGAAAGAAUUCUGCUUCCAACAAAGGACUUGUUGUCCUAUGUCUUUGACGAACCGGGAUACGAUCAAAACCAGCCAAUCUACAUCGACGUCAGCAACCCCACCCGCUCAAUCUCCUGCAAUCAGGCGCGAAAGCUCGUUCGUCAGCUCAUCGCCGGUUUACGGGCAUCGGGUCUUCAAAAAGGCGAUUGCGUUCUUAUUCAUUCUUUCAAUGAUAUAAGCUACAGCAUUCUUGUCCUGGCCAUUAUUGGAGCUGGAGGAAUUUUCACCGGGUCAAACCCAUCUUACACUUCACAUGAGCUCGCGCACCAUAUCCGGGCUUCCGAAAGCAAGUUCUUUUUCUCCGAGCCCGAGAUCUUAGAUUCUCUCCUACGCGCAACAGGGGAGGUAAAUGUGCCCGAACAAAAUCUUUGGGUUUUUGACAAUCUGGGACAAACUGUUCCGGGUGGAAUGAGAUCAUGGAAACAGCUAUUAGAAGUUGGCGAGGAGGAUUGGGUGCGAUUCAACGAUCUAGAAACCUGCCAACAGACUACUGCGGCGAGACUGUUUAGCAGUGGUACCACUGGUCUGCCCAAAGCUGUGACAAUCACACACCACAAUCUCAUCGCACAGCAUGAGGUUGUUUACGGCGUGAAUCCGCGUCCUUACUCUAUUUCGCGGAUCGUUGCAGUGCCCGUCUUUCAUGCGGCUGUAGCUCCAUUAACGCAUAUUUCGACAGUGAAAGAUGGCGCAGUCGUAUAUAUGAUGCGCCGCUUCGAUCUCGAGACUUACCUCGCCACAGUCGAAAAGUACAACAUUACCGAUCUUAGUCUGGUCCCACCCCUCGUAAUCGGAAUUUUGAUGUCACCUCUUUCUCAAAAGAGACCUUAUCUGCAAAAGACCCGAUUAGCAGGUUGUGGAGCGGCUCCUUUGGAUAAGAAUGUCCAAGCUAGGUUCCGCGCACUGAUGGGAACCAAUAGCCCAUUCACUCAGGUAUGGGGAAUGACUGAAACAUGCUGCAUUGCUACCAGGUUUCCCUACCCCGAGCACGAUGAUACGGGCUCUGUUGGCCGGCUUGUCCCAAAUCUUGAAGCUAAACUCAUCGAUGAAAAUGGAGAGAACAUCUCAGCCUUUGGUGUCCGUGGCGAGAUAUGUGUUCGGGGUCCCACAGUGACACCGGGAUACUUCAAUAAUCCCGCGGCGAACGCCGACUCCUUUGAUUCUGAGGGCUGGUUCAAAACGGGCGAUGUAGCCUAUUGUGACCAGAGGACUCGCAAAUGGUAUAUUGUGGAUCGAAGGAAGGAGCUGAUCAAAGUUCGCGGUUUCCAGGUCGCCCCACCGGAGCUUGAGGCGGCGCUCUUGUCACAUCCCCAGAUUGUGGAUGCAGCUGUCAUUGGAAUCACCUUCCUUGGUACCGAUCUUGAAUACCCGCGUGCUUAUGUGGUUCGACGGCCCGGCGAUGAAGGGUCUAAGCUCACAGAAGCUGAGAUUCAAAAAUAUGUCUUGACUCGCGUUGCGAAGUACAAAGCCCUCACAGGUGGCGUGAAGUUUGUCGGCGCAGUUGCACGGAAUCCGAGUGGAAAGAUCUUGAAGAGAGUAUUGCGCGAAGAUGCCAAGAAGGAAAUUCAGGAUGGGCUUUUGAAGCCUAAGCUUUAA
Molecule: messenger RNA, 1650 nt
Organism: Penicillium coprophilum
Lineage: Eukaryota; Fungi; Ascomycota; Eurotiomycetes; Eurotiales; Aspergillaceae
Product: acyl--CoA ligase
Exons: 5
Coding region: 1-1650 (549 amino acids)
Biological process (GO): secondary metabolic process
Molecular function (GO): CoA-ligase activity
Source: RefSeq, a predicted model, not a curated record